CCACCACGCUGUAUAAAUAAUGUAAUAGAACGCUCGGGUAGGUUCAGUUGGCGCUCAGGUGGAUCGAGUGGCUGCGCGCAGAAGCUCUCGGCGGUUGACGGCUCGCGGACUCCAGUGGCGGAUCGUCAAGUUACAUGUUGAGGUUUAACACAUGGUCUAUCAAUUAUCACAUUUUGUGGGGUUGUUUGUGGCGUUGAUUGCUGAAAAAGUGAGAAGAUUUGACAAAAAGUGAUUUAUUAUUAAGAGAAACGGUUAUAAAAAGUGGUCAAAAUGUGCAUCUACUGAAAGAUUUGUUCAAAAAUCAAAAGUGAUCAAUCAAUAAAAAAGAGGAGAAUCAAAGUUCGUUAAAAUCCGAGGAAGUGGCAGAUGUGGCAGAAUGUUCUACCACUGCAAGCGAACCCUGCUGUCAGCUGUCGCGGUCGUGUGUCUCCACUUGACAGGAUCCAGCGCCUUCGACGUGUACUGGAACAUCCCGACGUUCAUGUGCACCCGGUACAAGCUGGACUUUGCCAGCCUGGGGGCCACCUACGGCCUGUACCAGAACACCAACGACACAUUCCGGGGCGAAACCAUCGCCAUACUGUACGAUCCGGGCAACUUUCCAGCGCUGUUCGAGCAGAGUUCCACCAAAAAGUUGUACCGCCGAAACGGGGGAGUGCCCCAGGCUGGGAAUCUCUCGGACCACUUGGAGGUGUUCCGGCGGCACAUGGACGAGCUGGUCGUGGACCGGAACUUUGCAGGAGUUGGCAUAAUCGACUUUGAAUCGUGGCGGCCAAUUUACCGGCAGAACUUUGGCUCACUCCAGCCGUACAAGGAGCUGUCGAUGAAGCUGGAAAAGGAGCGACACCCGCGGUACAGUGAUAAGCAGCUGGAGGCCGAGGCCACCAAGCGGUUCGAAGCAACAGGCCGGGACUUUAUCGCCCGCACGCUGGCCCUGGCCCGGCAGCUGCGGCCCCGGGCGGCCUGGGGCUAUUACGCCUUCCCGUACUGCUUCAACAUGAACGGCCAAAAGCAGGAGGACUGCUCGCCGGAGGUGCAACGGGAAAAUGACCGCAUCCAGUGGAUGUUUGACGGGUCGGACAUUAUCUACCCGUCGGUCUAUCUGCGGGAGAAGCUCAGCCCGGGCGAGCGGGUCAAGCUGAUCCGGGGCCGCGUCCGGGAAGCGGUCCGGGUGGCCAAACGGGCCAAAACCGGCCAAGACAGGCCCCGGGUGCUCACGUACAUCCGGUACGUCUACACCGACAGCAUCAAGUACUUGACGGAGGCCGACUGGAUAAAUGCCUUCAACGCGAUGAAACAGCUCGGCUCCGACGGAGUCAUCCUCUGGGGAAGCUCCUAUGAUCUCGACACGGAGGAAGAAUGCAAAGACUUCAAAUCUUACAUGGACAAUACGCUGGGACCGAUCCUGCUAUCGCUGCAAACGAGAUACUUUGUAGAGGUUCUUAAGGAUGAUGCGACGAAUUGAAAGAUUCAUUCACCCAGCCCAUCCAAAAUGACAGUAUUCCACAAGUGUGCAUCAUUGUUUUCUGAUUAUGAUGAUGCAAUUGCCGCAAAACACACAGACCAAACACCAAAUUUUUAGUUUUAAUUGUCAUCCUAAGA
Molecule: messenger RNA, 1602 nt
Organism: Culex quinquefasciatus (southern house mosquito)
Lineage: Eukaryota; Metazoa; Arthropoda; Insecta; Diptera; Culicidae
Product: hyaluronidase Tab y 2.0101
Exons: 8
Coding region: 377-1465 (362 amino acids)
Biological process (GO): defense response; hyaluronan catabolic process; carbohydrate metabolic process
Molecular function (GO): hyalurononglucosaminidase activity
Source: RefSeq, a predicted model, not a curated record